Messenger RNA from Dioscorea cayenensis subsp. rotundata (Guinea yam), 1128 nucleotides. RefSeq names its product 40S ribosomal protein S3-3-like. Gene Ontology annotation, cellular component: nucleus; cytosolic small ribosomal subunit. The coding region runs from base 106 to 810 and encodes 234 amino acids. Gene Ontology annotation, molecular function: structural constituent of ribosome; RNA binding. The record is from RefSeq and is a predicted model, not a curated record. The transcript has 6 exons. Gene Ontology annotation, biological process: translation. NCBI's taxonomy places the organism in Eukaryota, Viridiplantae, Streptophyta, Magnoliopsida, Dioscoreales, Dioscoreaceae.
CCCAAUUUCUUUAGUAGUUCCCUCCCUUCGCGCUAGGGUUUACAGAGGGUAACACCGCCGCGAGAGCGCUGCCGGAGAGGUCGAUUUCUUCUUGAUUCUUCCCCAAUGGCGACUCAAAUGAGCAAGAAGCGCAAGUUCGUGGCGGACGGCGUCUUCUUCGCGGAGCUGAACGAGGUCCUCACGAGGGAGCUUGCUGAGGAUGGAUACUCUGGCGUUGAAGUCCGUGUCACACCCAUGCGUACCGAGAUCAUCAUCCGGGCCACCCGCACCCAGAACGUUCUCGGUGAGAAGGGGAGGAGGAUUAGAGAGUUGACCUCGGUUGUUCAGAAAAGAUUCAACUUUCCGGAUAAUAGCGUCGAGCUCUAUGCUGAGAAGGUUAAUAACAGGGGUCUCUGUGCCAUUGCACAAGCUGAGUCCCUUCGUUAUAAGCUUCUUGGGGGCCUUGCUGUUAGGAGGGCUUGCUAUGGGGUCUUGAGGUUUAUCAUGGAAAGUGGAGCCAAAGGGUGUGAGGUGAUUGUAAGCGGAAAGCUCAGGGCACAACGUGCCAAAUCCAUGAAAUUUAAGGACGGGUACAUGAUUUCUUCCGGCCAUCCUGUGAAUGAAUACAUUGACUCUGCAGUGAGGCAUGUUCUCCUGAGACAGGGUGUACUUGGAAUCAAGGUUAAAAUUAUGCUGGAUUGGGAUCCAAAGGGUAAGCAGGGCCCAACUACACCUCUGCCAGAUCUGGUCACUAUCCAUGCUCCAAAGGACGAAGAAGAAUUCGCAAGACCUCCAGUGAUGGCUACAGAAGUAGAGGUUCCAGUUGCCUGAGCUAAGUAGUGUCAAUGUUGGAAGGCCUUGUUGGCUCUUCUUUUUGACUCUUCCUCUCUUUGGACUUUCUUUACCAGAGCAGCUAUUUUAUAAUUUCUUUGUCAGGCCAAAAUUUUGGUUCUUUUAUCAUCGGAACUCUUUCCAUUAUCUGAAUUUUCUUUGUCUGUUCUUUACUUGUCUAAUUGCUGUUCUCUUUUAUUCUUAUGGUCUAUUGCGUUUGAUGAUUGUUGGUAGUUGUUCAGAUUCUUAAAGCUGCUCCAUUCCUUUCUUCGUUUCCUUGGAGUGAAUAAUAUUUCAUGAAUGUUUUUGCUUUGUUCA